Messenger RNA from Entrophospora candida, 276 nucleotides. Lineage: Eukaryota; Fungi; Glomeromycota; Glomeromycetes; Entrophosporales; Entrophosporaceae. The record is from the annotation of a GenBank genome assembly.
AUGUCACAUUCUACAAAUGCAAACAUACCAACGCAACAACUUCCAACGGAUGAAUUAGAAGAUAAUAAUGAUGAUGAUACAAUUACUGAUGUAUCUGAAAUAGAAGAAGACUGGGAGGAACUUGUUGAACAACUAGAGCAAAUUUUAUUUACUUUGGUACUUCCUUUGUUGGGACGAUGGCUGGCUUGGACAAGAUUUAUAAACUGGUAUUAUCAGCCAUCAUCAUUAUCUCUCGCUGAUAAAGUAGUUUCAAUACAAAAUCUUGCAUUCACAUAA